UGUGAUUCAUUCUAUGAAUGUCAUCAUAUUUAAUACAUACCUAUACUCAGUACGUACCGAGUUGGCUAAGUUACAGCUCUUGCAACAUUCUUCCGAUAUCAAUCUCUGUUUUCUUCUCUUUAAAAACUCAUUUUGACGCCCCCAGAAGCCUCUAGGGCAUAACUGCGUUAUGGCCCUCCUACCUGACCCGACUGUCGAUCUUGACUGGUCAGGCUAUGCGGGUUCAAUUCACGAACGCUUCCGCGCCCAGGCCGAGAAUCACCCUGAUAGAACUUGUGUCUUAGAGACCAAGUCGUCUACACAUCCCGAGAGGUGCUUUACUUAUCGCCAAAUAUAUGAAGCUUCUAACACCCUAGCCUGGUAUCUUCACAAUGCCGGUAUCACAAAUGGCGAUGUAGUGAUGAUCUGGGCGCAUCGUUCCGUUGAUUUGGUUGUUGCCUUCAUGGGUACCCUGGCGUCCGGUGCCACUAUGACUGUCCUGGAUCCUGCGUAUCCUCCGGCUAGGCAGAAGAUCUACCUCGAGGUAUCUCGGCCACGUGCCUUAAUCAAGAUUGGCCGUGCAACCGAUGAGAACGGCCCCCUGGCAGAGGUAGUGCAAGACUAUAUCGACAAAGAGCUUGAGCUGAAAGCCCAAGUCCCUGAACUACGCCUCAUCGAUGGCGGCGGCCUCUUCGGAGGCCAGGUAGGCGCCGACGACAUUUUUAAUGAUGUCAGGGGCCUUGCAUCAUCGCCACCUAAUGUGGUUGUUGGCCCUGAUUCAAACCCUACCUUAUCUUUCACAUCUGGAAGUGAAGGGCGACCGAAAGGAGUCCUUGGUCGCCAUUUUAGUCUGACGAAGUAUUUCGACUGGAUGGCCGAGCGCUUCCACCUGUCAUGCGAGAGUAGGUAUACCCUGCUCUCCGGUCUUGCACACGACCCUGUACAGAGAGACAUCUUUACGCCUCUGUACCUUGGCGCUCAACUUCUUGUCCCAUCCAAAGAAGAUAUCCAGCACGAGAAACUAGCCGAGUGGAUGCAUGAAAUGAAGCCCACCGUAACCCACCUCACUCCCGCUAUGGGUCAGAUUUUGGUCGGCGGUGCUACAGCCGAAUUUCCCAGCUUGGAACACGUCUUUUUCGUUGGCGACGUACUAACGACUAAGCAGUGCCGCUCUCUUAGGCAACUUGCAGUAAAUGCGAACAUUAUCAAUAUGUACGGAACUACCGAGACCCAGCGUUCAGUCAGCUACUUCGAGGUCCCGAGCCGUGCGAGGGAUCCCGAAUUCCUAUGCAAACUUAAGGACACAGUCCCGGCAGGGCAAGGAAUGCAAAACGUUCAGCUCCUAGUCGUCGAUAGGGAAAACCGAGCCCGAGUUUGUCAAGUCGGAGAAGUCGGAGAGAUCUUUGUUCGGGCUGCUGGCCUUGCUGAGGGUUAUUUAGGUGACGAAUCUUUGAAUGAGCAGAAGUUCCUGACGAACUGGUUCGUUGACAACGAGAAAUGGGUUGGGGCUGACAACAAGACGAACAAGAAUGAGCCUUGGCGACGUUAUUACAAGGGACCAAGGGACCGGCUUUACCGUACAGGGGAUCUAGGACGUUACCUUGAAUCUGGAGACGUAGAGUGUACUGGCCGUGCUGAUGACCAAGUCAAAAUUCGCGGGUUCCGCAUUGAGCUCAACGAUAUCGACAGCAAUCUCAACCAGAAUCCGUUGAUCCGAGACUGUAAGACUCUCGUAAGAAGAGACCGCAACGAGGAACCGACUUUGGUGAGCUACCUAGUCCCCGAAGCAGCCGAGUGGCGACGUUGGCUUUCUGCUCGGGAGUUGGAUGAGGUAGAAGAUGAUGGUGUCGAAAUGGGGCCUACCCGUGUUUUCCUCAAGAAGUACCGGAGUAUGCAAACCGAGGUACGAGAUCACUUAAAGUCUCGACUACCUACUCACUCAGUCCCGAGCAUCUACAUCGUACUAGACAAACUUCCUCUCAACCCUAACGGUAAGGUUGACAAGCCUAAUCUUCCAUUCCCAGACGUCACAGAGAUUGUCGAAGACGCCUCCGAUGAAGAUUUAAGAAGUUGGCAAUCGUUGACUACCGUCGAGAAAGCUGUAGCCCAAAAGUGGGCUGACCUCAUCCGGGGAAUUAACCCGAAAACUGUCCGACGGGACAACAACUUUUUCGAUUUGGGUGGGCACAGUCUAUUGGCCCAGCAAUUCCUUCUAGAGGUCCGCAAAGGCCUAGGCGCGGAUGUUUCUAUCAAUAGCUUUUAUGAGCAUCCGGAUCUAGCUAGUUUUAGCUCCCAUGUCGAGAAGAGGAUCCGGGAGGCUGGUAGCACUGAAACCGGUCCUAGCGACGUGCAGGAGGGCGAUCCGGUGUAUACAAAAUCCCUAGAUGAAUUAGCGAGUCAAUUGCCUAAAAGAUAUCAAACUGCUGACGCCAAGCCAAUUGGUAUUCCCGGACGGUCGACGAUAUUUCUAACAGGAGCAACCGGGUUUUUAGGAUCGUAUCUCGUGAGGGAUAUCCUCGAUCGGACAAUUCAUGACGUCAAGUUGAUCGCACACGUUCGCGGUGCCAAGGACUCGAAUGCGGCACUCCAACGACUUCGCCGUUCCCUGCAAGGGUACGGCCUGUGGAAUGAUGCCUGGCUAACAAGAUUGAGUGCUGUCGUGGGAGAUCUAUCCAAACCCCAGCUCGGCGUUGAUGAUUUAACAUGGCAGCGACUAUCCCAGGAAGUCGAUGUAGUGAUCCAUAAUGGGGCUACUGUACACUGGAUUCGAAAGUACCAGGACAUGAUGGCUUCCAAUGUGCUGUCGACAGUCGAUGCGAUGAAGCUCUGCAACGAGGGGAAGGCGAAGGUCUUUUGUUUCGUGAGCUCUACCAGCGUCCUCGACACAGAUUACUAUAUCAACUUGUCAGAAGAGCAGACCAGGACAGGGCAGGGAGCCGUGAUGGAGAUCGAUGACAUGAAUGGUAGCCGUACUGGACUUGGCACGGGUUACGGACAAACUAAGUGGGUAUCAGAGCAACUUGUUCGGGAGGCUGGACGACGAGGUCUCAAAGGAUCGGUGGUUCGGCCAGGGUACGUGCUAGGUGAUUCUCAGACGGGCGUCUGCAAUGUGGACGAUUUCCUGAUCCGAAUGCUGAAAGGGUGCAUACAGCUCUCAGCACGCCCCCGCAUCAUCAACACCGUCAACGCCGUUCCUGUGAACCACGUCGCGCGAGUAGUAGUUGCCGCCGCUCUGAACCCUCUUCAAGACGGGGUUGAUGUAAUUCACGUGACUGCCCACCCGCGUCUCCGCAUGAGCGAGUAUCUAUCGAUACUAGAGUACUACGGCUACAAGGCUCCAGAAGUCAGCUACGACUCCUGGAAAGACGAGUUGGAGAAAUUCGUGUCGGCUGGUGCUCUCGAGAAGGAUCAGGAGCAGCAUGCACUCAUGCCUCUAGCGCAUUUCUGUAUGAAUGAUCUGCCAGCAACUACCCGCGCCCCGGAGUUGGAUGAUAGGAACGCAGUCUCAGUCCUGAAGGCGGACGCAGAAAGGUGGACUGGAGUAGACGAGAGUUCUGGGUACGGAAUUGCCAGGGAGGACGUGGGAAGAUAUCUCCGAUAUCUAGCUGAGAUCAAGUUCAUUAGCUUACCGACUGAGAAAGGUAGGCCUUUGCCAGAUAUCAGGGCAGAUAUAGUACAAGCAAAAGCAGUGGGAGGCACGGGAGGUCGUGGGGGUGCCCCUUAGCCUACGGCAUUCUGCACUCCUACAACCAGGCCAUACGCCGCAUGCAUGACAGGAGUUAAAUAGGUCAUCGGCUUGGGGGAAUGGCGAAUACACGGAAAAGCUAUUUGAUUUAUUUGUAUUAAGCCCACUAGUGACUAUAAAAUUACCGCCCAGAGGGAGAGCUUAGAAUAUGGGUAACUCCUAUAGAAGUUGAGUUGAUAGUAUCCGGGACUCUCGUUCUACCAAAUCAAUGUAAAUAACAUGUGAACUCGUUAAGCAGAUUAUAUAUACAUUUAUC
Messenger RNA from Annulohypoxylon maeteangense, 3980 nucleotides. Its product is annotated as large subunit of L-aminoadipate-semialdehyde dehydrogenase. The transcript is spliced from 3 exons. Bases 170 to 3703 code for a protein of 1177 amino acids. Gene Ontology annotation, molecular function: L-aminoadipate-semialdehyde dehydrogenase [NAD(P)+] activity; phosphopantetheine binding. NCBI's taxonomy places the organism in Eukaryota, Fungi, Ascomycota, Sordariomycetes, Xylariales, Hypoxylaceae. Gene Ontology annotation, biological process: L-lysine biosynthetic process. The record is from RefSeq and is a predicted model, not a curated record.